This is a messenger RNA of Chrysoperla carnea, 2073 nucleotides long. It is a transcript of the gene tank, whose product is annotated as etoposide-induced protein 2.4 homolog. Gene Ontology annotation, cellular component: endoplasmic reticulum. Gene Ontology annotation, biological process: macroautophagy. The transcript is spliced from 6 exons. The record is from RefSeq and is a predicted model, not a curated record. The coding region runs from base 286 to 1254 and encodes 322 amino acids. NCBI's taxonomy places the organism in Eukaryota, Metazoa, Arthropoda, Insecta, Neuroptera, Chrysopidae.
UACAUAUCUCACUUGUCAUUCAGAGCAGUUCAAGAGUUUUUUGUACGCUGAAUAAAAAAAAAUAAUUACCUGCACAUUGCUGAGUAAUAAAAACAAUAAACCUGCUGUGCAUGGGGCUUUGAACUUCGAUUUAAAACAGUGAAAUUACAGAAUAAUUUAUUUUUAAAUGUCGAUGUAAUCAUUUGGAUUUUUUUUUUUAAAUUCAUUUUCUAAUGUACUUAAUUUGUUCGAACAAUAUUGUUAUUUCAAUUUGUGAAUGUUUUUCAUAAGAAAAGAUAAAAUAGAAUGGAUAAUUGUAGGGGAAUAUUAUAUGCCUUUGGCAAAGGUUUAUUAGAUAGUAUGCGUGGAAUCUUAGUUUUAGGAUAUUUAGAUAAGGAAAUGAACGAGCGAUCGUUUGGCAAAUCUCCCGUGAAAGUAACGCAAAAAACAAAAGAUGACGCAGCUAUCAAACCAACGAAACAUUUCGAAGAAUCGAAAGUAUUAAAACGAUUUUUACAAGGUUGUUUUCUAAAUGGUUUUAUAUUUUUAUUAAGUAUUAUUUUAUUUAAUUAUGGAGCACUACCAGCUUUAAAAUUAUUAUUAACAUUUUUAUUUGGAGAAAGUUCAUCUACUGGUAUGUUUAUGUGGAAUUUAAUGGAGUGGGUUUUGUCCCGAAUAUUUGAAGUAUGCUGGGUUAUACCAUUGUUCUUUUUAAUUAAAGUUAUCAACUGUUUCUGGUUUCAGGAUAUUGCAGAUUCAUGUUUUCGUUUUUAUCGUGGACGUCCACAAUUUAUGUCAAGUUUAAGUAAAUUAAUAGCCGAUUCAUUAUUUAGUACAUUAGUACAAACAUUAUUUUUAAUACAAAGCAUGCUAGUUAAUUUAAUACCAAUAAUGUUUGUGGCUGAAAUCGCAUGUAUGGUGCAUAUAUGUUUAUUAUAUUCGUUAUAUGCAUUUGAAUAUAAAUGGUUCAAUUUGGGAUGGGAAUUACAUCGACGUUUAACAUUUAUUGAAAAUAAUUGGCCAUAUUUUAUUGGAUUUGGUAUGCCAUUAGCAAUUUUAACACAAUUUACAUCCUCAUUAUAUAUAAGUGGCUCAAUUUUUUCAAUUUUAUUUCCUAUAUUUAUUAUAAGUGGUAAUGAAGCAAGUCCAGUUACAGGAAAAUGUGACUACCCAUUACGAUUAUUUUCACCAGUGGUUGCAAUAUCAAAUUAUAUUUUCAAUCAAUCAAUUGGUCAAAGUAGUAGGACAAUUCAAUCAGCACCAGUGCGAAGAUGAUCUUUACUUUUAAAAAUUUUAUAUAGGUCUCGUUAUGAGGGAUGGUCUGAGGACUGAAUUUUAUCAUAUAUAUUUAUUGUAUGUAAAUUGUUAUAUUACAAGAUUUCCGGAUUAAUUCCAUUUCUCAAAACAUUGAUUAUCAGUGUGUUGGAACAUAAAUGUUACGUGAAUCAUUUUAUGGAUAAAUCAUUUUAAAAUAAAAUUUAUUGAUUUGAAAACGGGUCCGCCAUUUUUAACGCUCGUGUGGCGUAGUGUCUCCUCCAAAAUUGAUAAAUCAUGCAUCUUCGAUAUUACGCUAAAAAAAAUUGUACUAUACCAGUCCUGACUUAGAUGGUAAAAUGAGUCGGAACUGAUCCCGACGUAACUCACAUCAAUGGUUGGUAUUCUUUCAUAAAGCGUUUCUAGUCUACUCCGAUCAUUUUCAUUCACGUUUACAUCGAUUACUUACAAUUAAAAAUUUAAUUCUGUUCAAAUUUGCUCGACAUUUUUUAUACCAAUACAAAAGUGUAAGCGCUUGAUAAAUGGCGUGUGAGUUAGCCACUUUACCUUAUGAAGAAUAUUUUGUAAAAGGUCAGAAAAAUCCAGACGCCGAUAUCGUUGGUAUAAACAGCGAUUAGAUCCAAUAAAUAAAUAUGUUUUUCGAAGUAAACGUGAGUGGGAAUUAUUGGAGCAGGUUAGAAAUGUGUUUAAGAGGAAUCCCAAAAAUGUAUGUGAGUUGCAUCAGUAUCUGAGUCCUAACCCAUUUUUCGGGAUUAGUACUUCUAAGUAGUCUGUAAUAAAUAAAUGGUGUUUUAAUUGUUUUUAAUAUGUCGACUCAAA